This is a messenger RNA of Trichomonas vaginalis G3, 1239 nucleotides long. RefSeq lists its product as uncharacterized. The coding region runs from base 1 to 1239 and encodes 412 amino acids. Lineage: Eukaryota; Parabasalia; Trichomonadida; Trichomonadidae. The transcript has a single exon. The record is from RefSeq and is a predicted model, not a curated record.
AUGACUCCUGGUUAUCUCAAAUUAAACUUAUCAAUCACAAAAUGUGAUGGAAAUUGCGAAAUCGAGCUUAUAGUUUUUGAAGAAGUCAGAAGAAAUCAAGUAUUCUUCGAAGCAGACAAUUACCAAGCUGUUUGUUGCAGUCCAAAAUCCAACUGCUCAAACAGUAUUCACUAUAAUGAUCCGACACCAGUUAUUAGGCGACCAAUUGAAAUCAAAACGAUAUCAGAUGCUAAUGCAAUCGAAACAGAUAUAUUAUUAGAAAAAACUGUUACAUUAAAUCGCAUUGAUAUUUCAAGUUUUCGAAGUGCAGAUAUUGAAUUACCUUGGCGCGGAAUAUGGACAGUCAUGAUUGCAAAUUGUGGUCCAAAUGACGUAAACGUUGAUGGAAAUGCAACAAUGGCAAGAAGAAUCGGAUAUCUAGACGACAGAUUAAGAAACAAUCAUUAUAUUUCAAUACUUCAGAUUAUUGCUGGCAUUCUCUACUUCGCGAUCUUUAUGUUUACCAUAUGGAAUUCAGUUCCACGCUUUGAACGUGAGCAUUUCCUUGAAAUGAUCACAUGUGGCGUUUUUAUUUUCGAUGGAUUUAUUUCGUGGGCCUUCUUCUACAUAUUAAAUCGCGUUGUUGACGUUCAUUUUAUUAUUGUUUUCAUUUUUGUAAUUUUACAUUCACUUUGCAUGGUUGAAGUGUUCUAUACAUUAUUCUCGUCACUACAGCGUCCAGUAGAAAUUCCAAAAUUCAAGUUUUCCUUGAUUUCAAUUCCAAUUUCAAUUGCUCUUGCUUUCCAGAUGUACGGAUAUAUUAAUUUUGCACAAAGAACAACUGGUAGGUGGAUGUUUGGUUACGGGAAGUAUCCUGCUUUGUUAUUUAUUACACAAUCUUUUAUUCAUUUCUAUUUAUCAUUUUAUGCAUUCAAACAUAAGCCAAAUGAGUCUCUUGAUGGUGAAACAAGGCCAAGACUCGUUGGAUUGUUCUUUGGAUCAGCAUCUAUGUAUUUCAUAAUGAAUUUUUGUUUAUUCAUUAUGAGAUUGCGGUCUAACGUCAUCUCCACAAGAAAGAGCGAAUGGGUGCCAUGGACAAUCACUCCUUUAAUUCUGUUCUUCUUAAUCGCGAUCAACGGUUGGUUCGUUUCUAAUACUAAUAACGAAGGUUGGGUAGCAUUGGACUCUGGUCCGAACGGUUAUGAACAGAACGACGACCAAGGAAUCGCUCCUGACGCAGAUGACACUCCAUUUGACUAA